AUGAAGAAAGCUUUCACGUCUUUUCUCUUGUUGCUUCAGUACUAUAUUAUAAGUAGUUCAGCCAUGACCCAAUUUAACAUCUUCACUGAUCAAUUAGCUCUUCUUUCCCUGAAAUCUAAAAUCAUUUCGGACCCCUUUCACUUCUUGGAUGAAAGUUGGUCUCCAGCUACGUCUGUUUGUCAUUGGGUCGGAGUCACUUGUGGCUCUCGUCACCAGCGAGUGAAGUCCUUGAAUCUUUCUAAUAUGGCUCUUACAGACAGAAUUCCACAAGAUCUUGGAAACCUCUCAUUUCUUGCUUCUCUUGACUUGGGAAGCAACAACUUCCAUGGAAAUUUGCCUCAAGAAAUGGCAUGCUUGCGUCGGAUUAAGUUUCCUGAUUUAAGUUUCAACAACUUUAGAGGGGAGGUUCCUUCUUCGUUUGGGUUCUUACACGAACUUCAAUUUCUAAGCCUUAAGAAUAAUAGCUUUACCGGCCCCCUCCCCUCAUCAUUUUUUAACAUUUCAAAGCUUGAAAUGUUGAAUUUGGCAUUCAAUUCCGUAGAAGGUCAUAUCCCUGUGUCUCUCUCGAAUGCCUCAAGGUUGGAGAGGUUAGAAUUAUCUGGCAAUUUACUUCAAGGAAACAUUCCAAGCGAAAUCGGCAAUCUUCACAACCUGAACUGGCUGGCCAUACAAUAUAAUCAACUUACGGGUUGUAUACCAUUAACAGUUUUCAAUAUUUCUAGAAUCGAAGUCAUUUCAUUUACUGGCAAUAGCUUAUCAGGAAGUCUUCCCAGUGGUUUAUGCAAUGGUCUUCGGAAUCUCAAAGGUCUUUAUCUAUCAAUAAACAAGUUUCAUGGUCAUAUUCCCACGAGCUUGUCAAAUUGUUCACAACUUCAACUAUUAGGUUUAUCGGAAAAUGAGUUUGAUGGACCAAUACAUAGUGAAAUUGGAAGAUUGAGUUACUUGCAGCAAUUGUAUCUCGGAACUAACCAUUUCACAGGGAUAAUUCCAUACAAAAUUGGAAACCUUGUUAAUUUGAUGGAGUUGUGGAUGAAG
This is a messenger RNA of Capsicum annuum, 1035 nucleotides long. RefSeq names its product receptor-like protein 12. Lineage: Eukaryota; Viridiplantae; Streptophyta; Magnoliopsida; Solanales; Solanaceae. The annotation marks the transcript as partial. The transcript is spliced from 2 exons. The record is from RefSeq and is a predicted model, not a curated record. Gene Ontology annotation, molecular function: protein binding.